AUGGACGAAGACGAGAUCGAAAUGAUGCGGCAAUACUCGCAGUCCCCGCGUUCAAGCAGUCGAACACCCCGCAACAAACCUCUUCCAAACCAAGCGCCUCAAGAAACAAUCAAGCAAUUCUGGAAUCAGUUCAACACCAGGUACCCCGGAAAGAUUUUCACCAUCUUGCCUGACAAUCCUUAUGCUCGCAGUAAAGCUGCAAAACAACCGACGGGUGUCGUUCAAGGCUCGGACGCCGCGAGAUCCUAUGAGCAAGCCAGGAAGGAAUGCGAAUUAGCUGUUGAGCGCAUCGUCAAAGAAUGCGAACGUAUCAAUCAGAGAUACAGUGAUCCGCAUUUCGACAUCGAAUUCGAUCUGAAAACUGGAAAGAGGAAUUGUCUCGAUGGUCUAGCCGAAGAGAAUAUGGAAAUGCGACCCAGAGGUGUCAGGAGGGUGACGCUCUACCUCCGCGCGGCCGACUACGACGAGUCGAUCGACGAACGACCAAUUUGGGAUGAUAUCAAUCGAAAGGACACAGAGGAGGAAUAUCGCAAGGUUUGGCAGACUGGAUCUCGCGCGCUGUAUUUUGCACAGUGCUCGGACGAUAACGAGACAUGGCUUCCUUUGCUAGAAAAGGCGUACGCCAAGGCACAUGGAGAUUAUACUGCAAUUGAGGGUGGUUUUGUCGGAGAGGCAAUUGAAGAUCUUACGGGUGGAGUGACUUCCGAGAUUCUUUCGACCAAUAUUCUCGACAAAGAUAAAUUCUGGAAGGAAGAGUUGAUGAAUGUCAACAAACAAUUCCUUUUCGGCUGCGCAACAGGUAUAUUCUCAAACUGGCUGGAUCCAAAAUAUCAAGGACCACCAAGAGAGCGCAAAGGUAUAUCCGAAGGACACUCAUACUCGAUCAUGGAGGCAAAGGAAAUCAACGGAUUCAGGUUACUUCGCUUGAGAAACCCAUGGGGAAAGAAAGAGUGGAGUGGCGCAUGGAGUGACGGCUCCGAGGAGUGGACUCCUGAGUGGAUGAGAUUGCUCAAUCACAAGUUUGGCAACGAUGGGGUAUUCUGGAUUUCAUAUGAGGACCUUCUUAGAAAGUAUCAGCACUUCGACCGGACGCGCCUUUUCGGACCCGAAUGGACACUGACCCAACAAUGGAUGAGUCUGAACGUGCCGUGGUCAGCAGACUAUGCUCGCGAAAAAGGCCUCGAAGGGGAAUACGACUUUACCCUGCAAUUCCGGCUCCAGAAGGAAGGUGAGGAGGAUUACAUCGUUCGCAGCACCACGAAUUAUAUGAUGUCUCGAUCAGUGAAUACAGAUAUUACUCUUGACGCCGGAAGAUACUGCGUCUUGGUUAAAGUGACGGCCUACCGACGGAAGAAUGUGGACAGCCCUGUAGACGUAGUACGGACCACUGCGUCGCGUCGACGAGAGAAGCUGGUGCAGAUUGGUCUUUCAUAUGACCUGGCUCAUACCAAAGGCCUUUCAUUGGAAACAGAAGCAGAGAAGAAGGAGCGCGAGGAGCGCGAAGAACGGCAAAGAUUCCUGGAACGACAGAAGCUUCGUGAUCAAACCAUGAAAAAGCUACAGCAACAGCAUAUACGAGAGAAAAAGAUCCAAGCAAGAAGAGAGAGGAUGAUGAGACGCGAACGACUUCGAGAGGAAGUAGAAGCGGAAAAGCACUUUCACGCCGAGUCGGAAGACGACGUAGAAGACGCAGACUUGACUCCCAAAGUUCGAAAUGGACACGACAAUCUUGAUCAGAUGACCAGUGCACACAAUGGGAAUGGAAACGGUAUUGGCAACGGACUGCAAUCUGCGCAGCCAACAACACGAAGAGCACGUGGAUCAAGCCGACCGAUCCGACCAAUGCUCAGAACAGACUACCCUAAAACAAGCGCCAGUCGCUACCAGGAAAUGAUGGAACUAUUGCAAGACUUUGAAUUCGACUCUGACCUUGACAUGCCACCAGAACACUCGCCAGCACGUCCUUCCCCUUCAUCUACCGCAUCAUUCCCAGGUCCGCCACCACCAAAUAGCGGAGGGGGAGAUGGAAGCGUCAACCCAUGGAAUGCAGUGUGCGUUGUUGGACUAAAAGUGUUCUCCAAAGAUCCCGAGUUGAAGCUACAAGUUGUACGGCCGGGAUGCUACGAUGGUGAAGCGCCGCUGGAUCGUGAUGAUCCGGCUGUUUCGGCGACGUUUGAGACGAGGGCGUCGUUCAUUUUUAAGGAGUAG
Molecule: messenger RNA, 2208 nt
Organism: Talaromyces amestolkiae
Lineage: Eukaryota; Fungi; Ascomycota; Eurotiomycetes; Eurotiales; Trichocomaceae
Exons: 6
Coding region: 1-2208 (735 amino acids)
Biological process (GO): proteolysis
Cellular component (GO): cytoplasm
Molecular function (GO): calcium-dependent cysteine-type endopeptidase activity
Source: RefSeq, a predicted model, not a curated record